Messenger RNA from Cooperia oncophora, 990 nucleotides. The record is from the annotation of a GenBank genome assembly. Lineage: Eukaryota; Metazoa; Nematoda; Chromadorea; Rhabditida; Trichostrongylidae.
AUGGUUGUGGGCUUGGCUCUAAGGACGUUACGUCGCUCUUCACAAUUUGCUGGCGUUAGGGAUCAUGUAAAAUAUGUACCACGUCGUGCGUUACUCUAUGUCCCUGCCAGUAAUCAGAAGAUGCUUGAUAAAGUACCAAACAUUAAAGCUGAUUGUGUUGUGCUGGAACUUGAAGAUGGCGUAGCAAUGACGUCCAAAGAAAUUGCCCGUCGACAAGCCACACAGGCACUGGACAAACUAAGUGGACAGCGGCUAAGUUGUUUCGAGCUGGGUUUGCGAGUGAAUUCUGUUGCAAGUGGCUUGUUGGAAGACGAUGAGGUAUGCAAAGCUGAGCACCUGCCCCAGGCGUUUAUGGUCCCAAAAGUAGACACUCCAGAAGAUGUGGCGACGAUUUUUGAUGUCUUCAGAACGCAUUACACUCCAAAGCGAGUGACGGAUACUAAUACUCGUCUUGUAAUAUGGAUUGAAUCAGCACGUGCUUUACUCGAUAUGCCACGAAUUCUGUCCUCAACGUUGAAUCUUCAUAAGAAUUCGGGUUUCUUCAAAUUGGAUGCCGUUGUUUUCGGAUCCGACGACUACUGUGCUGAUAUUGGUGCUACGCGUACAUCAGAAGGCGGUGAAGUUCUCUAUGCCCGGCAACGAUUCGUGGCUUGUUGUAAGGCAUUUCAACUACAGGCGAUUGACAGCGUCUACAUCGAUAUCAAAAACCUCGAUGGUCUAAAGAAGCAGAGCAACGAAGGCCAUUCAUGGGGAUUUACCGGAAAGCAAACUAUACAUCCAUCCCAGGUGCCAGUGGUCCAAGAAGCGUUUAUGCCGUCAGCUGAAAAGGUAGAAUGGGCUACUGAGUUGGUCCACGCCUUCAGUCAACACCAAGCAGAAGGGAAAGGAGCGUUCCAAUUUCGAGGCCAGAUGAUAGACCGACCGCUGCUGUUGCAAGCGCUCAACAUAAUACAAUUAGUGGAAAGUGUAGGAGGCUUAAAGUUUGGAUAA